CAACCUAGUGUUUUUCAACCAAACAUCCCUAACUUACUGCGAUCUGCCUGGCCGGUUUCUAACGGGACUUUAUUCCUUCCGUCUACAAUGUCUUGUUUACGUAAAAGUCCCAAAAAGAGGACAAAAUCUCAGGAGCAAAUAUAUCAAGAGCAGUGCAAAAAGACUGCGCAACAUAAUGGAAAACUAAUAGGGUUAGAGGGCGAUGCAGACCUGGAGUUCCUGUUGGUGGGCGGCGAGCUGCAGAAAGUGAGGUCAAGCUCGUGGAAGAAGGGCCGCUUCUACAAGCUGCAGGAGGACUGCAAGACCAUGUGGCACGAGUCCCACAAGACCUUCAAACGCACCCAGACCUUCUCCAUUGAUGACAUUGAGGCAGUGCGUCAUGGCCGGCAGUCAGAGGGGCUUCAGAAGCACAUAGACCCAAGUGUGGAGGAACUCUGCUUCUCCAUCAUCUUCAAGGGCCGGCGCAAGAACCUGGACCUCAUAGCCAGCUCUGCCGAGGAGGCCAAGCGCUGGGUGACCGGCCUGGAUAAAGUAAUCACCAACAUGCGUGGCCUCAACCGACAGAAGACCAGUGAACAUUGGAUCUUCAACUGCAUGCGCAAAGCGGACAAGAAUAAAGACAACAAGAUGACCCUGAAAGAGCUGAAGCACUUCCUGCGUCAGAUAAAUGUUGAAGUGGACGACACGUACGCCGAAGAACUCUUCAGCAAAUGUGACAAGUCGAACUCGGGCACCCUGGAGGGCUCAGAGAUCAAGCACUUCUACGACAUGCUGACGCACCGCGAGGAGAUCGACGUGAUCUACGGGAAGUAUGCGCAGAUGGACGGCCAGAUGAGCGCCGUCAACCUGCUGGACUUCCUGCUGAACGAGCAGAGAGCGAGCGCCACCAUGGAACACGCCAUCAAACUCAUUGAAAAGUAUGAGCUCGAUGACUCAGCCAAGCAGAAGAAGCAUAUGACCAAAGACGGUUUCCUGAUGUAUCUGCACCAAGAGGAGGGGCUUAUCUUCAACCACGCCCACAAAGAGGUGUACCAGGACAUGACUCAGCCCAUAAACCAUUACUUCAUCUCCUCCUCUCACAACACCUACCUGAUGGAGGACCAACUCAAAGGGCCCAGCAGCACAGAAGCCUACAUCAAGGCGCUGAUGAAGAGCUGUCGCUGUGUGGAGCUGGACUGUUGGGACGGACCCAACGGAGAGCCCAUCAUCUACCACGGCUACACGCUCACGUCCAAGAUCCUCUUCAAAGACGUCAUCAAGGCCAUUAAAGAAUACGCCUUCAAAACCUCGGAGUACCCGGUCAUCAUCUCCCUGGAGAACCACUGCACGUUGGAGCAGCAGAAGCUCAUGGCCCAGCACAUGGUCUCCAUCCUGGGGGACGCCCUGCUCACGCAGCCCCUGGGGGACCAGAUGCCCUCAUGCUUCCCAUCACCAGAGGAGCUGAAGGGGCGCUUUCUGAUCAAGGGCAAGCGGCUGAACAAACUGGAUGCUGCCUUCAACAACAACAGCGCCGUGGAGGACGACAGCGUGUCUGAGGAGGACGAAGCGGCCGACUGCAAAGAGAACGGCCAGAAGCCCAAAAACAAGAAAUCCAAGAUUAAGCUGGCGAAGGAGCUCUCUGACUUGGUCAUCUACUGCAAGAGUGUGCACUUCAGUGGCUUUGAACAUGCUCGCGAUAGCCUUGCCUUCUACGAGAUAUCCUCCUUUAAGGAGAGUAAAGCUCUCAACUUGGCAGAUUCAUCAGCCACAGCCUACAUUCACCACAACAUGGACAAGCUCAGCAGAAUCUACCCAGCUGGCUCUAGGACCGACUCGUCCAACUACAACCCUGUGCCUCUGUGGAAUGCUGGCUGCCAGAUAGUGGCCCUGAACUUCCAAACGCCCGGUAAGGAGAUGGACCUGAACCAAGGCCGCUUCCUGCCCAACGGGAUGAGCGGCUACGUCCUCAAGCCCGAAUUCCAGAGGGACCCAGCCUCCCAGUUUGACCCCAAGUCCCUCCAGAAAGGCCCAUGGUACAAGAAGAAGACUCUUCACCUCAUGGUGAUCUCAGCCCAGCAACUGCCCAAGCUCAAUAAGGACAAGUGCAAGUCCAUCGUGGACCCCCUGGUCAGGGUGGAGAUCAUUGGCGUCCCGGCUGACGCUGCAACCAAAGAGACGCACCACCUUAACAAUAAUGGCUUCAACCCCAUGUGGAAUGAGAACUUCAAGUUUAAUGUGCACGUGCCUGAGCUGGCCAUGGUGCGCUUUGUGGUGGAGGACUACGACUCCACAUCCCCGAAUGACCUGAUUGGUCAAUACUGCUUGCCCUUCACCAGUCUACAGCUAGGUUACCGUCACAUUCCACUGCUCACCAAGAGAGGUGACAUCAUAGCCUCCGCCGGACUUUUUGUGCACCUCAUGGUUCUGGAUGCAGAGUAAAGCUGGACCAACAUCUAAAGUCCAAAGCUCAAUGCAGAGACAAUCAGACGUGCUUCGCCAUUGUAUCUUAAUAUCCCUCUAUUUGUACUGGCGAGGCAAAAAUAUGCCAAAUUAUUAUAUGAGAGUUGCAUAUUACAGUGUAUUGGUAAAUGGCUUGAACCUUGUUAAAAACAUAAUAGGGGAAGUGAUCUGAACUCACUUCAGAGAAAGUGUAAAAACGUUCACAGAACGCAUCAGGAGGCAAUGCAGUAAAGUGGUUUGUCAGAUUGGUUUAAUUAUCAUUUAAAUGAAUACAUGCAAGUCAGUGGACGUUUAUGACUCACUGCAGUAAGCAUUUAAAAGGCCAAAAAUUGUCUAGUACUUAAAUGAGUCAUCAUAUACAUGUUUUAUAUUAAUACUAAAUGUUUUAUUUUGCUCUUGAAAUAGGGAGAGUCAUUUGUGUCAAGGCCAAAAUAGACAAAAUUCCCACAACAAAGGCACCUACUGAAGUCAUGGAAAGUGACUCAAUGGCUGUCCAGCUAGAUGAACUUAGGCUCAGUGUGCCUUCAGACAGCAUAACAUGCAUGUACUCUUAAACAGCUACACAGCAUUUAAACAGGGGCAACCAAAGCUGAUUAUGAGGAGCUGUGAGGUUAAUUGUCAGGUCUUUCUGAGUAAGAUUAUGCUAUUGGAGGUAAAAGUUUAUAUAAUUUAACGUAGGAUGUGUGUGAUCAUGCUAUUAGCUAUAAUUGUCUGCUAUUCUUUGCUUUCUGACUGUGUAAAGCACAUUGAUAUGCCUUGUGUGUGAAAUGUGCUAUACAAACAAAAACAGCCCAAUCUUGCCUUUAUGUAUAGACACAAUCCACAACUUCUGCUUUCUGUUAAUAAUAUAAAUAAUGUUGAUGUUUCUAAAUGUUCACAAGAUUGCCCUCUGGUGUCUGAAAUGAGUAAUGCUUAUGCAAUGGGAUGUCUGACUGGACUUGUUAUGGGUCCUAAUGUUUAUGGUUUAUCAGUAUUUGUGUGAAAUAUAAACAUUCUGUUUAAUUGAAAAUGCCUAAGAUGGAGGGGAAACACUGACAUUGCACAAUAUGUUGCAUUUAUAGUCAAGGUUUUUUUUAUGUUUUAUUUUACUUUAAAGAGUUAUUGUAAUAAUACUAACAUACAUCUGUAUCUGUAAAUACAUCAAACGUAUUGCAUUUUUGUUGUUGUUAUUGUUGUUGUGGUUCUCAGAAUAUCAUAUAUAUAUAUUUAACUUUUUAUGUUCUAUCUUGAUUUAACUGUAUGCGUUUUUACUUACUGUUAAGUGCCUUCUUUGGGAGUUUGGUUAAAGGACUUACAUUUUAGUAUCAGAUUUUCAAGUAUGUGCCUUUCCAUUUAGAUAAUUUCAAUAGAAAAUGUAUGAUGAAGUGCACUUGUCUAGAGGGGUCAUCAUAGAUUUACAAUUUACAAGAGUAUAUUUACAUGCCAUUCUCACUCAGUAAACAAUGUAUGUAUGUAUGUAAAGGUUCUUUAAAGCAA
This is a messenger RNA of Alosa alosa (allis shad), 3915 nucleotides long. RefSeq names its product phospholipase C, delta 1a (gene plcd1a). Gene Ontology annotation, molecular function: calcium ion binding; phosphatidylinositol-4,5-bisphosphate phospholipase C activity. The record is from RefSeq and is a predicted model, not a curated record. Gene Ontology annotation, biological process: lipid metabolic process; phosphatidylinositol-mediated signaling. NCBI's taxonomy places the organism in Eukaryota, Metazoa, Chordata, Actinopteri, Clupeiformes, Clupeidae. The transcript has 15 exons. The coding region runs from base 88 to 2418 and encodes 776 amino acids.